Messenger RNA from Bufo bufo (common toad), 928 nucleotides. It is a transcript of the gene POU2AF2, whose product is annotated as chromosome 1 C11orf53 homolog. The record is from RefSeq and is a predicted model, not a curated record. Gene Ontology annotation, molecular function: POU domain binding; DNA binding. Bases 68 to 928 code for a protein of 286 amino acids. The transcript is spliced from 5 exons. NCBI's taxonomy places the organism in Eukaryota, Metazoa, Chordata, Amphibia, Anura, Bufonidae.
GUUGAGAGGACUCAUGCUGACGGCUGACUCCGCACUGUGGCAGCAGGACUAGUAGCUGGUUGCAAAAAUGGAGACAGUUCCAAGUGACUUCAACAAGCGAGUCUACCAAGGUGUCCGAGUGAAGCAUACAGUCAAGGAUCUCCUGGCAGAGAAGAGGUCCAGGCAGACAUCGGGAUCAAGGUUAAAUGGCAGUACCAAUGUUUCUCAGACUCCAUUUGUCCAAAUGUCAAGUUCUCCCGUAUUAUCUGGAUAUUAUGGAGUAAGAAGAUCUUUCCUUCCUGAAUCUGAGUUCCAUACUGCAAAGCAAUACUCAGCCGACAUCUACUCGUCACCCUUGGGGUCAAAAUCAAUAGGAUGCGAGCCAGGGUCUAUUCAGAGCUACCCACCAUUGCUGGAUCCCUAUUUUUCGGAUGUUAUAGGUGACUACAGGAGCUCGUCAAUAUCAUCUGCCAGUAGCUCACUGUUCAGCGCUUCAUCACUGCCACCUCUUCUACCUCAUUUCUCUGGAGACCCAUCACAUUAUUUAUUGAGAGAGUCGUGGGAGCAGACAGUUCCUGACACCAUGAACCAGUUGGAUACUUUGUGCACAGACACAUCACAAACUGUAUCAUCAUCUACAAGUUGCCUGCCCUCUGAAAAUGGAGCUGUCCACUACCGAAGUGCAAGUAGAGGGUCUUCCUCAACACAAGGAACACAGUCUUACUCACUGCACUCUCUUGAUGAUGUGCAUUACCCCACCAACUUUCCAACCACUUCUUCAUAUACAUUCCAACCAUUUAUGACAGUGUCCAAUGAACUGACCCCUAAGAUGGUUCAUCACCUUUCCCCGGAGGACUCAAAUGAGACAAAUUCUCUGCAAGAUAAUUCUUGGCCAAAGGAUGAUGCCAAUACAGUAUGGGGGCCAUAUGAACUGAGAAGAAAUUACUAA